Rhinolophus ferrumequinum (greater horseshoe bat) is the source of this 10428-nucleotide messenger RNA. It is a transcript of the gene CACNA1E, whose product is annotated as calcium voltage-gated channel subunit alpha1 E. Gene Ontology annotation, molecular function: calcium ion binding; high voltage-gated calcium channel activity. Lineage: Eukaryota; Metazoa; Chordata; Mammalia; Chiroptera; Rhinolophidae. Gene Ontology annotation, biological process: calcium ion import across plasma membrane; chemical synaptic transmission. The record is from RefSeq and is a predicted model, not a curated record. The transcript is spliced from 50 exons. The coding region runs from base 406 to 7773 and encodes 2455 amino acids. Gene Ontology annotation, cellular component: neuronal cell body; membrane; voltage-gated calcium channel complex.
UCUUCCUUCCUCAGCUCCGAUACAGCUCCAGACUUCCCAUCGCCUUUGUUAUACCCCCCACCCCACCCCGUCUGCCCCUCUGGGGGGCACGUGUGUGAGUUCUCUUGCAGACUGUCAGAAAUUUCCUUCCACUCUGUGGGCAGGCGACAGAUUUUUCAAAAACUGCUUCCCUUUAUUUUCCGUUUCACUCCCUUACCUCCUCCUGCCUUCCUUCCCCCUUUUUUCUUUUGACUGCUCCCUCUUUCCCCUUCAAUUUCACUGUCUCGCCUCUCCCCUCGCUCGGUUCCCCUCCCCCCACAUGUUUGCUCUUUUAAAAUCAUUCAAGGAUGUCUCUGGAAUACUAGCACACUCUCCCCAUUCAGCCGAGCGCGGGACUCUGCAUUAAUUCCAGAGCAAUGUUCUGUGAUGGUGCCCGAGAUGCGUGGACUGAGCCCAGGCCGCAGGCUGCCGGAGCCCACGCCCUGCCCGGCUGUGGGGGGCAGCCCUGAGCCCCGGCCCCCGGGACACCGCUGCCACCACGUGCUGGCCCUGCCCGAGGAGGAGGCAUGGCGGCCCCAGCAGUGCGCCCUGCUCGAGGCCGAGGCCUCCGACGAGGCGGGCAUGCUGCCGGCCUCCCCGCGCACCGCCGCCUCCGGCUUCGACAACUUCUUCCCGGUGCAGGAGGGCGAGGGCCCUGGCUGGGAGGGCGGCUCCAGCCCCUUCCUCCCUGUGAGCCCGGAGGUGAUGAAGCGGCGGCGCGGAGGCCUCAUCGAGCAGCGUGACAUCAUCAAGGCUCACGAGGCGCACAAGAUGCAGAGCACCCCGCAGGCCCGGCGCAAGGAGUGGGAGAUGGCUCGCUUCGGGGAGGCGGUGGUCGGCAGGCCGGGGUCGGGUGAUGGAGACUCGGACCAGAGCAGGAACCGGCAAGGAACCCCGGUGCCGGCCUCCGGGCCGGCAGCCGCCUACAAGCAGUCGAAAGCGCAGAGGGCGCGGACUAUGGCUUUGUACAACCCCAUUCCCGUCCGGCAGAACUGUUUCACCGUCAACAGAUCCCUGUUCAUCUUCGGAGAAGAUAACAUUGUCAGGAAAUACGCCAAGAAGCUCAUCGAUUGGCCGCCGUUUGAGUACAUGAUCCUGGCUACCAUCAUUGCCAACUGCAUCGUCUUGGCCUUGGAGCAGCAUCUUCCUGAGGACGACAAGACCCCGAUGUCCCGCAGACUGGAGAAGACAGAACCGUACUUUAUUGGGAUCUUUUGCUUUGAAGCUGGGAUCAAAAUUGUGGCCCUGGGGUUCAUCUUCCAUAAGGGCUCGUACCUCCGCAAUGGCUGGAAUGUCAUGGACUUCAUUGUGGUCCUCAGUGGCAUCCUGGCCACCGCAGGAACCCACUUCAACACACACGUGGACCUGAGAACACUCCGGGCCGUGCGUGUUCUGAGGCCCCUGAAGCUCGUGUCGGGGAUACCUAGCCUGCAGAUUGUGUUGAAGUCCAUUAUGAAGGCCAUGGUGCCCCUUCUGCAAAUCGGCCUCCUGCUCUUCUUUGCCAUCCUGAUGUUUGCUAUCAUUGGCCUGGAGUUCUACAGCGGGAAGCUGCACCGCGCGUGCUUCACGAACAAUUCAGGUAUUCUAGAAGGAUUUGACCCCCCUCACCCAUGUGGCGUGCAGGGCUGCCCCGCUGGUUAUGAAUGCCGGGACUGGAUCGGCCCCAACGAUGGGAUCACCCAGUUUGAUAACAUCCUUUUUGCUGUGCUGACUGUCUUCCAGUGUAUCACCAUGGAAGGGUGGACCACCGUGCUGUACAACACCAAUGAUGCCUUAGGAGCCACCUGGAAUUGGCUGUACUUCAUUCCCCUCAUCAUCAUUGGCUCCUUCUUUGUUCUCAACCUAGUCCUGGGAGUGCUUUCCGGGGAAUUUGCCAAAGAGAGAGAGCGAGUGGAGAACCGGAGAGCGUUUAUGAAACUGCGGCGCCAGCAGCAGAUUGAGCGGGAGCUGAAUGGGUACCGCGCCUGGAUAGACAGAGCAGAGGAAGUCAUGCUUGCUGAAGAAAAUAAAAAUUCUGGAACAUCAGCCUUAGAAGUGCUUCGAAGGGCGACCAUCAAACGGAGCCGCACGGAGGCCAUGACCCGAGACUCCAGCGACGAGCACUGCGUUGAUAUCUCCUCCGUGGGCACACCUCUUGCCCGAGCCAGCAUCAAAAGUGCAAAGGUGGACGGGGCCUCCUACUUCCGACACAAGGAAAGGCUUCUGCGUAUCUCUGUCCGUCACAUGGUUAAAUCCCAGGUGUUUUACUGGAUUGUGCUGAGCCUCGUGGCUCUCAACACCGCCUGUGUGGCCAUCGUCCACCACAACCAGCCCCCGUGGCUCACUCACCUCCUCUACUAUGCAGAAUUUUUGUUUCUGGGACUCUUCCUCUUGGAGAUGUCCCUGAAGAUGUACGGCAUGGGGCCUCGCCUUUAUUUUCACUCUUCUUUCAACUGCUUUGAUUUUGGGGUCACCGUGGGCAGUAUCUUCGAAGUGGUCUGGGCCGUCUUCAGACCUGGUACCUCUUUUGGAAUCAGUGUCUUACGAGCUCUCCGGCUCCUAAGAAUAUUUAAAAUAACCAAGUACUGGGCAUCCCUGCGGAAUCUGGUGGUCUCCUUGAUGAGUUCCAUGAAGUCGAUCAUCAGUUUGCUCUUCCUCCUCUUCCUCUUCAUCGUCGUCUUUGCCCUCCUGGGAAUGCAGCUCUUUGGAGGCAGGUUUAACUUUAAUGAUGGGACUCCCUCGGCAAACUUUGACACCUUCCCUGCAGCCAUCAUGACUGUAUUCCAGAUCCUGACAGGUGAGGACUGGAACGAGGUGAUGUACAACGGGAUCCGCUCGCAGGGCGGCGUCAGCUCUGGCAUGUGGUCAGCUAUCUAUUUCAUCGUGCUCACCUUGUUUGGAAACUACACGCUUCUGAACGUGUUCUUGGCCAUCGCCGUGGACAAUCUGGCCAACGCCCAGGAGCUGACGAAGGAUGAGCAGGAAGAAGAGGAGGCUUUCAACCAGAAACAUGCACUGCAGAAGGCCAAGGAGGUCAGCCCGAUGUCUGCACCCAACAUGCCUUCUAUGGAAAGAGACAGAAGGAGAAGACACCACAUGUCGAUGUGGGAGCCACGCAGCAGCCACCUGAGGGAGCGAAGACGCCGACACCACAUGUCGGUGUGGGAGCAGCGCACCAGCCAGCUGAGGAGGCACAUGCAGAUGUCCAGCCAGGAGGCCCUCAACAAAGAGGAGGCCCCACCCAUGAACCCCCUCAACCCCCUCAACCCCCUCAGCCCCCUGAACCCGCUCAACGCCCACCCCAGCCUCUAUCGGAGACCCAGGCCCGUGGAGGGCCUGGCCUUGGGCCUGGAGAAGUGCGAGGAAGAGCGCAUCAGCCGCGGGGGGUCCCUCAAGGGGGACGCAGGGGACCUCUCAAGUGCCCUGGACAACCAGAAGAGCCCCUUGUCCCUGGGCAAGCGGGAGCCGCCGUGGCUGGCCAGGCCGUGUCAUGGGAACUGUGACCCGACCCAGCAGGAAGCUGGGGGAGGGGAGAGCGUGGUGACCUUCGAGGACCGGGCCAGGCACAGGCAGAGCCAGAGGCGCAGCCGGCACCGCCGUGUCAGGACGGAAGGCAAGGAGCUCUCCUCCGCCUCCCGGAGCAGGUCUGCCAGCCAGGAGCGGAGCCUGGAUGAUGGUGUGCCCACCGAGGGGGAGAAGGACCGUGAGCCCAGGGGCGGCCACGGGGGCAAGGAGCCCACCAUCCAGGAAGAAGAGAGAGUUCAGGACUUAAGGAGGACCAACAGUCUGAUGGUGGGCAGAGGCUCCGGGCUGGCAGGGGCCCUUGACGAGGCCGACACACCCCUCGUCCUGCCCCAACCAGAGCUGGAAGUGGGGAAGGACAUGCCACAGACAGAGCAGGAGCCAGAGGGCAGCAGUGAGCAAGCCCUGCUGGGGGACGUGCCCCUGGACGUGGGCAGGGUCAUCAGCCAGAGUGAGCCCGACCUCUCCUGCGUCACAGCCAACACGGACAAGGCCACCACCGAGAGCACUAGCGUCACUGUUGCCAUCCCCGACGUGGACCCCUUGGUGGACUCGACCGUAGUGCACAUUAGCAACAAGACUGAUGGUGAAGCCAGUCCCUUGAAGGAGGCGGAGAUCAAAGAGGAGGAGGAGGAGGAAGUUGAGAAGAAGAAGCAGAAGAAGGAGAAGCGUGAGACAGGCAAAGCCAUGGUGCCCCACAGCUCCAUGUUCAUCUUCAGCACCACCAACCCGAUCCGCAGGGCCUGCCACUACAUCGUGAAUCUGCGCUAUUUUGAGAUGUGCAUCCUCCUGGUGAUCGCAGCCAGCAGCAUUGCCCUGGCGGCCGAGGACCCCGUCCUGACCAACUCAGAGCGCAACAAAGUGCUGAGGUAUUUUGACUACGUUUUCACUGGCGUGUUCACCUUUGAGAUGGUUAUAAAGAUGAUCGACCAGGGCUUGAUCCUGCAGGAUGGGUCUUACUUCCGAGACCUGUGGAACAUCCUAGACUUUGUGGUGGUGGUCGGUGCACUGGUGGCGUUCGCUUUGGCGAACGCUUUGGGAACCAACAAGGGGCGGGACAUCAAGACCAUCAAGUCUCUGCGGGUUCUCCGCGUGCUGAGGCCACUGAAGACCAUCAAGCGCUUGCCCAAGCUCAAGGCUGUCUUCGAUUGCGUGGUAACUUCUUUGAAAAAUGUCUUCAACAUACUCAUUGUCUACAAGCUCUUCAUGUUCAUCUUUGCUGUCAUCGCAGUCCAGCUUUUCAAGGGAAAGUUCUUUUAUUGCACGGACAGUUCCAAGGACACCGAGAAGGAGUGCAUAGGCAACUACGUCGAUCAUGAGAAAAACAAGAUGGAGGUGAAAGGUCGGGAAUGGAAGCGCCAUGAGUUCCAUUAUGACAACAUUAUCUGGGCCCUGCUGACCCUCUUCACCGUCUCCACAGGGGAAGGAUGGCCUCAGGUCCUACAGCACUCUGUUGAUGUGACAGAGGAAGACCGAGGCCCCAGCCGCAGCAACCGCAUGGAGAUGUCCAUCUUUUACGUGGUCUACUUUGUGGUCUUCCCUUUCUUCUUUGUCAAUAUCUUUGUGGCUCUGAUCAUCAUCACCUUCCAGGAGCAAGGGGACAAGAUGAUGGAGGAGUGCAGCCUGGAGAAGAACGAGAGGGCGUGUAUCGACUUCGCCAUCAGUGCCAAGCCCCUGACUCGCUACAUGCCGCAGAACAGGCACACCUUCCAGUACCGCGUGUGGCACUUCGUGGUGUCGCCGUCCUUCGAGUACACCAUCAUGGCCAUGAUCGCCUUGAACACCGUCGUGCUGAUGAUGAAGUACUACUCUGCUCCCUGUACGUACGAGCUGGCCCUCAAGUAUCUGAACAUCGCCUUCACUGUGGUAUUCUCCCUGGAGUGUGUCCUGAAGGUCAUCGCCUUUGGCUUCUUGAACUAUUUCCGAGACACCUGGAAUAUCUUUGACUUCAUCACCGUGAUUGGCAGUAUCACGGAAAUCAUUCUGACAGACAGUAAGCUGGUGAACACCAGUGGCUUCAACAUGAGCUUUCUGAAGCUCUUUCGAGCCGCCCGCCUCAUCAAGCUUCUGCGUCAGGGCUACACCAUCCGUAUUUUACUUUGGACCUUCGUGCAGUCCUUUAAGGCCCUCCCCUAUGUCUGCCUUUUGAUUGCCAUGCUUUUCUUCAUCUAUGCCAUCAUUGGGAUGCAGGUGUUUGGAAACAUAAAAUUGGAUGAGGAGAGUCACAUCAACCGGCACAACAACUUCCGGAGUUUCUUUGGGUCCCUCAUGCUCCUCUUCAGGAGUGCCACGGGGGAGGCCUGGCAGGAGAUCAUGCUGUCGUGCCUCGGGGAGAAAGGUUGUGAGCCGGACAUUACGGCCCCCUCAGGGCAGAACGAGAACGAGCGCUGCGGCACCGAUCUGGCCUACGUCUACUUUGUCUCUUUCAUCUUCUUCUGCUCCUUCUUGAUGCUGAACCUGUUUGUGGCCGUCAUCAUGGACAACUUUGAGUACCUGACGCGGGACUCGUCCAUCCUGGGGCCGCACCACCUGGAUGAGUUUGUCCGCGUCUGGGCAGAAUAUGACAGAGCUGCAUGUGGCAGGAUCCCGUAUAAGGAUAUGUACAAAUUAGUGCGGGUGAUCUCGCCGCCUCUGGGCCUGGGAGAGAACUGCCCCUACAGGGUGGCUUGCAAGAGGUUGGUCCUGAUGAAUAUGCCAGUAGCUGAGGACAUGACCGUCCACUUCACUUCCACCCUCAUGGCUCUGAUUCGGACAGCCCUGGACAUCAAAAUCGCCAAAGGGGGUGCUGAUAGGCAGCAACUAGACUCCGAGCUCCAGAAGGAGACCCUGGCCAUCUGGCCUCACCUGUCCCAGAAGCUGCUGGAUCUGCUCGUGCCCAUGCCCAAAGCUUCUGACCUGACUGUGGGCAAAAUCUAUGCAGCCAUGAUGAUCAUGGACUACUACAAACAGAGUAAGGUGAAGAAGCAGCGACAGCAGCUGGAGGAACAGAAAAAUGCACCCAUGUUCCAGCGCAUGGAGCCCUCCUCUCUGCCUGAGGAGAUCAUCGCCAAUGCCAAAGUUCUGCCUUACCUCCAGCAGGACCCCGUUCCAGGCCUGAGUGGCCGGAGUGCAUACCCUGCGGUGAGUCCGCUCUCUCCCCAGGAAAUAUUCCAGUUGGCUUGUAUGGACCCAGCCGAUGAUGGACAGUUCCAGGAACAGCAAUCUCUGGAGCCAGAGGUUAGUGAAUUUAAAAGCGCGCAGCCCUCUAACCAUGACAUCUACCUUCCUCCGGACACCCAGGAGCAUGCGGGAUCUGGGAGGGCAUCCUCUAUGCCACGCCUGACUGUGGAUCCCCAGGUGGCCACAGACUCCAGCUCCAUGAGACGUUCAUUUUCCACUAUUCGGGAUAAGCGUUCAAAUUCCUCAUGGCUGGAGGAAUUCUCCAUGGAGCGAAGCAGUGAAAACACGUACAAGUCACGUCGCCGGAGUUACCACUCCUCCCUGCGGCUGUCAGCCCAUCGCCUGAACUCGGACUCAGGCCACAAGUCCGACACCCACCGCUCAGGGGGCAGAGAGCGAGGACGAUCGAAAGAGCGAAAGCAUCUUCUCUCUCCCGAUGUCUCCCGCUGCAACUCAGAGGAGCGAGGGACCCAGGCCGACUGGGAGUCCCCAGAGCGUCAUCAGUCCAGGUCUCCAAGUGAGGGCAGGUCACAGACUCCCAACAGACAGGGCACUGGUUCCUUGAGUGAAAGCUCCAUCCCCUCCAUGUCUGACACCAGCACCCCAAGAAGAAGUCGUCGGCAGCUGCCCCCGGUCCCUCCGAAGCCUCGGCCCCUCCUUUCCUACAGCUCCCUGAUUCGACAUGCGGGGAGCAUCUCUCCCCCAGCCGAUGGAAGCGAGGGCGGCUCCCCAUUGACCUCCCAAGCCCUGGAGAGCAAUGACGCCGCCGGCUUGCCCGAGGCUUCCAGCUCCCGGCACACACGGCAGGGCCAGCACCCUUCCCCACAGCGCUACAUCUCCGAGCCCUACCUGGCCCUGCACGAAGACUCCCACACCUCAGACUGUGGCGAGGAGGAGACGCUCACCUUCGAAGCAGCCGUGGCCACCAGCCUGGGCCGUGCCAACACCAUCAGCUCAGCCCCGCCCCUGCGGCACAGCUGGCAGAUGCCCAAUGGGCACUAUCGGCGGCGGAGGCGUGGGGGGCCGGGGCCAGGCAGGAUGUGUGGAGCUGUCAGCGACCUCCUGAGUGACACGGAAGAAGAUGACAAAUGCUAGAGGCUGCUCCCCCCUCCGAUGCAUGCUCUUCUCUCACACGGAGAAAUCCAAGACCGAAUUGGGAAGCCGGUGCGGCCCGGGGGGGAGGAAGAGGGAGGAAGAAGAUGGAGGGACACCGUGCGUUAUCGGAGACGAGGAAGGAAAGGACCAAAGGCAAACCAGUCAAACCCACCACAUUGCAAGAUGGCCACUGCCAUAGUUCUGCCUCUUUGCUGGGGAAAGAAACUACAAGAACAGGGAGGGUCAUUCCCAUGGGAGAGAGGACGGCAGGAUGGCCUGCUUCUUCUGUCCCUUUCCACUUUUCUAAGAGCCGUGGAGGAAUCGAGCUGGCCUGUUUCUACACCCAUUGCCCUGAGAGGCCUGGAAGACUUUUGGCCUCUUAACUGGGGAGCUGUGGAGACCACAGGAGAAGAGUCUCCUUCCUCCCUCGCCAGCACCAUUGUCACCAGGCCAAUUGCUGCAGCCUCCCGUGCAUCACCCUGUGGCUUGCUUCCCCGAAGAAGCAUAGACUAAGUCCAGGAGCACCCGACGCCAAGAGUAGGGGCAGGGAGGGAGGAAGAGCUGACGUGGAGGGGGUCACGAUGCUGUGGCAGCAGCAGCAAGGGCUGGUCUGGAUGCGCAAAGCCAUAGCCCGGCAGCCCACACUGUGGUGGAGAGGGUCAAAGAAGCAGAGGGCCGGUGGUGCUGGCCUGUCACCCACACAGUAGGUGCUUUGAGUGUUAGAAUAAGCUAAGGAGGUCCCCCAGGGUGCACAGAUGUGCCUGGGGCUCAGGUAAGGGUGAGAUUUUCAAAGUCUUUACCACCCAUAUGGCCAGGGCACCAGCUGAUGAUAAUGGAGUCCGGCCUUCGUGCUGGAGCCCCGUGUCACGCCUCAGCCCCCGUGAUGCUGGUCACGGGGAGCCCUGAGGGAGGGGUCAGUGUGGCAGGGGCACUUAAGGGACUCCAGGCAGAGUCUGUUCCCACCAGCACAGAAGUAAUUCAGUAUGGGGAACAGUGCUGAGGCAGCACAUACUGGCCGGAAAUCAGCCCAGACUCUGGUCCAGGAGGCAGCGGGAACAGUGCUAUGCCAGGGCCCCAGCCUUCCCGGCCAUCCCCAGAGAGGACAGCCUAUCCAAGGUGGGCCACACGUCCGCUAGUAGGGACUUCUGUAGAGGGGACAGAUUGAAAGAAAAGCGGCUUUGGGGAGAGUCGGGCGGAGUUCACUGAGGACCUCCUGCAAGGAGGGACCCUCUGUCCAGAGCUCCUACCGCUGGUUUGUGGUUGAGGGUCAGUGUGUCAGGAAAUGUUCGUAAAUAUACCUCAGCUUAGACCUGGGCUGAUCCUUCUAGCAAAGCAGGCUCUGAUGGGGCCUUGUCACAUUGUGUGACAAGACUGGGGCCCUGACUAUUUCUUUCUCUGGGCCAGGACUAUGCUUUACCCCCUCCCCAGAGUAAAAGCUGAGCAGAAGACAGCCUCAGGCUAUCCCUCAAAACUCAGAAGCAUUAAGAAAAAGAGCCCUUACUUGGCGAAUCGGUGUUCCUUUAGUAUCAUUGUCCAUUUGGCAGAACAUCAUUGUCUUUACCUGGUAGAAAUGGACCGUCCCCUUAAGUCCCUCCCCAGUCCCCCAGCACCAUCACAGCAGGUGGAAGGGUCCCCUGGAGAAAAGUGCCACGCAGGGCCCUCCUUUCCCAACCAGGAGCAGAUGGGCCCAGAGGCUUCUGGACUGAGAUCACAGUGGAUAAACACGUUUCUCCUCCUCCAGCCCAGACUCCGCCUCUUACGUAGGAGUAGCCUGGGGCUAUUAUUUUUCUUAUGAAGUUUUGCUUUUCGGGUUUGUUUGUUUGUUUUCCAGUUGAAAUAAGGCAUUGCCACAUCAGCUCUGAAAAGCCAAAUCCAACCGUGUGGCUGCAAAUUCAUUUGUCAUGGCCCUGCCUUCUCUUUUAGAUAUUAAUGGUGCCUCGGGACCCUCGGCCCACCCCCAAACCAAAGUCGUCCCAGGGCAGGAGAGCAAUGAGGCAGAGAAGAAGGCCGCCCCCCAUCUCAGACCCUCUUUCAUUUUUCCUCUCCCACUAGGCCGUCGCUGGGCAUAUGAACAUGACUAUACAACACCCGAGUCCUAACAGGCGUGAUUGUUACAUAAGACUCUGACGCUGGGCCUUGUAUCCUAAAGGUUCCCUCUGCUCAGCGUCAUUUCAUGCCAAAGUGUUGCUAUGGGCAGCCUUGUGUGCACAAGAUUGCUUUCUUCCACCUUGGAAACGCAGCUUGCCCUAGGGACAGGACUACAACAGCACGGCCAUUCUGACCCAACCAGUCUAUUGCUUUGUUUUGAGAAAGGGAAUUGAAGUGAUAACCUUGAGCCGUUUCACAGUAGGAGAAAUUUGGGCUGGCAGAGCGCUUAACCGGAAAUGGAAUCUGCCUCCAAACAGCAUUGCGGACACUAAAUGUACUGUGCCAGGAAACCAUCCUGGACAGCGGAACACCUCACACACAUACAUUUGAGUCCUGAUUCAAGUGGCAGAAAGUAGACAUGGUCCUCUGACCAGUUACCUGGGUGUUUUAUUCUAGUUCCAGUAAACGUAUGAAUUCUUUUAUUCAGCUUCCCCGGACCAAGAAAUCAGGUUUCUCAUCCCAUCGCCUGCCUUUUCCUUUCUAUUAAUACCAGAAAAGAAAAGAAUU